CAAUCAUCAACCUGCACCAAAAAUAAAAAUAUAGAAGAUGGCCGGGCCAAACAUCAGAAAGCGAAAUCGCCAAGACUUCAAUUCGAAAUCAAAGUCACAAAGGCCAAACAAGAAGCAAAGGAAGGCCCUUCAAUACCACAGCGACUCGGAUGAAGAAGGCGACAAUUCCGAGUUCAAGCCCGUAAAUCUCCUCGACUCGGAUAACGAAGACCUCGACGAUAUCUUAGUAGACGAUGUUCCAUCCGGAUCAGAUUCAGACUCCGGAUCUGAUUCUGAGUCAGAGAUUGAUCUAGCGCGCACAAAACUUACCACGAAACAACGGAAGACGCCAGCGCAAAAACAUGCCACCGAUGCGCCUAAAAGCGACGACUCAAAAGACGAACCAGAAGGAAGCGAAGACGGGGAUGAAUAUGAAGAUGUAGAUGACGACGACGAUGAAGGGGAUGAGGGCACAGAUUCCGACGAUGGCCAAUCAACGACACAAAAAACUAAAUCAAAACGUAACGACCCUGAUGCCUUUGCGACAUCCAUGUCGAAGAUUUUAUCCACCAAACUCUCCACUACGAGGCGCGCAGACCCAGUCCUCUCACGCAGCGCCGAAGCCCACCAAGCCGCCAAAGAUGCCGUCGACAACGCAUUAGAAGCGAAAGCACGGAAACACAUGCGCGAGCAGAAGCGCCUGGCACAAGAGAAGGGUCGAGUGAAGGACAUACUUGUCGGCAUCGUGGACGAAGAGACCGGUGUACCCGAGACAACUACGCAGGAAAUCCAGCAGACGGAGAAGCGACUCAAAAAGGUCGCGCAUAGAGGUGUUAUCAUGCUAUUCAGAGCCGUUAGGGAAGCGCAGGAGAGAGCUGCAGAGGCUGACAGAGAUACGAGGAAGGACGGUAUAGUAGGUGUGCAGAGGCGGCAAGAGAAGGUCAACGAGAUGAGUAAGCAGGGUUUCCUCGACCUUAUUGCCGGAGGUGGUGGUAAGCUGAAGAAAGGCGCAUUGGAGGAAGCUUGAGCCCAUCUCUUCAAGCUUAUGGGCAUAUACCUAGGUACCUAGUAUACACCUGGGCACCUAAUGUACCUACCUAAGAUUCCUUAUACCAGAUCAAUACCAGAUCAACACCAGACAUGGAUUGAUACCAAAA
This is a messenger RNA of Annulohypoxylon maeteangense, 1136 nucleotides long. Its product is annotated as Rrp15p-domain-containing protein. The coding region runs from base 38 to 1006 and encodes 322 amino acids. Gene Ontology annotation, biological process: maturation of LSU-rRNA; maturation of 5.8S rRNA. Gene Ontology annotation, cellular component: preribosome, large subunit precursor. The record is from RefSeq and is a predicted model, not a curated record. NCBI's taxonomy places the organism in Eukaryota, Fungi, Ascomycota, Sordariomycetes, Xylariales, Hypoxylaceae. The transcript has a single exon.